CAACUGACCAGACAAGGGUUGUUAUACGAAGCUGGACCAUAUAAGAGAAACUCACUCUUGAAAGAGUUUAGGUUUUGUUGCAUACAACUAAUAUGAGUAAAUUCGCGUUGCUGUUGGUUGCUGUGAUAGCUUGCUGCUACGGAGCAAUGGGGAAAUCACAAAAUGCAUUUAUUUCUGCGGAGCGGACGGACAACACAGGUUCUCUGUAUCCAGAGCGUGCGUCUGCUGGGGUCUGGGGCCACUCUAAAGUACCGAGAGAAGUCGCAGAUCAGAAUUACUCAGAACAACCGGAUCUCUGCUUCUUCCUGAAAGACAGUGAAAUCGAGGGCCAUAUUUCCUGCCGGCUCCGAUAUUCUCGGAGUAAAUUCAACCGCAAUCCUUUCGGUCUCCGAUUUGGAAAACGCGAGUGGAGUUACCUUCCGAAAAGCAAAACUGCAAGACCAGGGACAAGCAAGCUUCUUCCCUAUCUACUGUAUUUCCAAGAGAGAAGAGUCUGA
Messenger RNA from Conger conger (European conger), 497 nucleotides. It is a transcript of the gene kiss2, whose product is annotated as kisspeptin 2. Lineage: Eukaryota; Metazoa; Chordata; Actinopteri; Anguilliformes; Congridae. The record is from RefSeq and is a predicted model, not a curated record. The transcript has 2 exons. The coding region runs from base 93 to 497 and encodes 134 amino acids.